AACUGCUACCGCUACUGCUGCUACUACUCUCCAACUGGAAAACUUCCUGGCCAUUUGGUCUUUGAGAUAGAACUUUCUUAGCAACUUCCACCGACAGUGACAAUGCUUUGCAACUGGUUUACAGAUAUAAGCUUCAUAACUCUAUCGCUUGAACCACACAGAGAUAAUGGAGCACGAAGUUAUUACCAUUCAUGAGGAGGAAGAGAAUAUAAGCAACUUGAAUAGAAAGGGAAAGUCUUUAGCAAAUGAUGCAAGUUGCAGCCAAAUUCAAGAAUUGGGGAAAGUUUCUGAAGUUCCUUCAAGUUCAACAUCGUCAAGCCCAAGUCAAGAUGAGUACCAAGUUCCAGAACCUACUGAGAUCAAAAGCCAAGAGGAAUCUGAACAAGAUGAAGCUGCAGUGAGAAACUCGUUGACUCUCAUCGAGCGUCGUCUUAAGGAAAGGCCUCGAGCAGCAAUAACACACGGAAAAGGCAGGAAUUUAUCUGUGUGCAUCUUCAGGUUUCCUCCUAGUCUUCGAGAUAUCAAUCCAAAUGCCUCCCAGCCUGAGCUUGUAGCUAUAGGCCCUUACCACAGGGGCAAGGAUCAUUUACUUGAGUUUGAAUGCCAUAAGUGGUUCUUCCUUGACAAGUUCCUUUUCAGAUCUAGUGCUUCUGGAAAUGGUUUGAGCCACUAUUUAAGUAGAUUGAAAAAAGAAGAAGGGAAUGCUAGAGAUUGCUACUUGGACAUUAUUGAAAUGGCAAGUCAUGACUUCGUUGAAAUGAUGCUGCUCGACGGUUGCUUCAUCCUUGAACUUCUAAUCCAUCUUAACCUUGGUGGAGACAUUGCGGAUGACAAUGAUCCCAUCUUCACAAGGCCCUGGUUGAUCCCAAUUCUCAUUAGAGACCUCCUUAAGCUUGAGAACCAGCUACCCUUUUUUGUUCUUGACUUAUUGUAUCAAUUGUCUGGAAUUGGGAGUGUUUUGGACGGUAAGUUGGAUCCUUUGGCAAUACUUGCCUUAAGAACCUUUGAUCUAGCCCUUCCAAGACCUCUGGAAAAUCUUAAGAACCCAUUCUGUCUCUACAAAGGAGAGCAUUUGCUUCACUUGGUUUAUUCAAGUUUUGUUUCCUCUAAUUUGCUAACUCACUGCAAUGCGUUGGAGGAAUAUUGCCCAUCAGAUCAGUCAAUACAAUGUGUCACACAGUUGAGGCAAUCAGGAGUGAAGUUCAAGUCGAGAAAAAGAGAAAGCUUCUUGGAUAUAAAUUACCAAAAUCAAGUGCUAGAAAUUCCGUACGUUACCAUAAAUGACUUCACAAGCACCCUCCUCAUAAACUGUGUAGCCUUGGAGCAGUGCCAGGAAAAGAGACCCAAGUACUUUACUGAUUACAUCUCUUUCAUGAGUUGUCUCAUAAGCCAACCAAGAGAUGUAGCAUUCCUGUUCUCAGAUGGAAUCAUCACAAGGUUUUCCAAAGAUGACAGAUAUGUGGUUGAUCUUUUCGCUAAUCUUGGGAAGAAUACUGACUUCAACAUUCGAGAUUCUUACCUUUCCAAGCAAUUCAGAGAAGUUGAAUCCUAUUACAGCAGCAAUUGGGCAUACAUGAGACGCACUUACUUUAGUAGUCCAUGGUCAUUUAUCUCAUUGUCUUCUGCCAUCCUCCUUUUAGUUCUUACGAUGAUUCAGAGCAUAAUGUCUGUCUUAAGUUACAAGUGCCAUUGAGAUAAAUCACGGUGUUAAAUUUGCAAUUAAUGUAGCUAGAGAUUAUGUUAGGUUCUUUAGAAAUGGAUUGAAUUAUGGGUCUGUUGCUGAAAUUUUCUGAAGAUGAAAUUUUCUUUUUGCAAUCUAUAAUUGCAAUGGAACAUGCUCUUUUGGGAAAAUAUGAAAAUCUUGAGU
Manihot esculenta (cassava) is the source of this 1867-nucleotide messenger RNA. Its product is annotated as UPF0481 protein At3g47200. The transcript has a single exon. The coding region runs from base 167 to 1693 and encodes 508 amino acids. The record is from RefSeq and is a predicted model, not a curated record. NCBI's taxonomy places the organism in Eukaryota, Viridiplantae, Streptophyta, Magnoliopsida, Malpighiales, Euphorbiaceae.